GACGAGAUCGGUGCGAAGGUGUGCGUGGGAUGGCGUAGUCUCGGGAAGUCUCGCUGGCGCGUGAAACGUCGGGGGAGGGACUGCUCGAAGAGGAACGCCGCCCCGCCUCGACCAUGGUUCGUGGACCUGUCGCAGCAGUAGUCAUCGCUGUGGUUGUGCUCGGUAGUGCGGCUCCAGGGCUCGCCGGCUCGUGGUGGCAUCCGUGGGUGCCGAUGCAUCGAAUCCGCGUGAUGUUGGCCUGCUCGGGCAUCCGGUUCGUGUCCCGGUUCCAAUGGGGUGCCCGGCAUCCCAAAACCCAGAAUCGGCUCAAGGUCCAGCCGGUGCCCCGCUUCUUCGUGCACCACACCGAGGGUCCGGAAUGCUUCAACUACUGGAGCUGCUCGGAGCGGAUGCGCCACUGGCAAAACUUUCACAUGGACACGAGAGGUUGGGACGACCUCGGCUACAGCUUCCUCAUCGGCGGUGACGGGCGGGUGUACGUGUCCCGGGGCUGGGACCGCAGCGGAGCCCACACCAAGGGCCACAACGACGACGCGCUGGCAGCGGCGUUCAUCGGCGACUUCUCGCGCCACCUGCCGACUCCUUGGGCGGUCGGGGCGCUCAUUCGACUGCUAAACUGCGGCGUUGCCUUGGGCAAGAUCCGUCCUGACUACACACUGCACGGACAUCGAGACGCCAACUGCCGGACGUGUCCGGGGGAUGCCCUGUACGCCUACAUUUCUCGGUGGAGGCACUUCGGCGGGAAGCUUAAGAAGUACAUCUGCGAAACGCCAGUUAAGCAGCAGUCCUCCACUGAACGUGCCCAGCGAUGUCCGGGCGUGGAGAUCGUGAGCCGCAGUGGCUGGGGCGCCAGGGCUCCGAGAAAUCGGGCAGCCAUGAAGAACCCCCGGGCCCAGUACGUGUUCAUACACCACACCACGGGAUCCCAGUGCAAGGAUAAGGCUGCAUGCAGCAGGCUCAUCCGCGGUCACCAGAACUACCACAUGGACAAGAACGGCUGGGCAGACAUCGGCUACAGUUUCCUCGUGGGCGGUGAUGGACGCGUCUAUGAGGGCCGUGGCUGGGGUCGAGUGGGAGCUCACACCCGAGGCUACAACAGCAACGGCAUCGCCAUCUCGUUCGUCGGUGACUUCACGAAGUCAACGCCCAACAACGGCAUGCUCAACGCGGCGAAGAACCUCAUCGCCUGCGGCGUCAAAGAGGGAAAGAUCAACCCGAAAUAUCCUCUGCACGGUCACCGCGAUGCAAACUGCACUGCUUGUCCUGGCAACCGACUCUACGACAUCAUCAAGAAGUGGACCCGCUAUGGCGGUCGACUCAAGAAUUUCGCGUGCUAGCAGCAUGCUCAUCCAAUGAUAUAAAAUAAAUCUAGGCAUGGAGGUA
Dermacentor andersoni is the source of this 1383-nucleotide messenger RNA. RefSeq names its product peptidoglycan-recognition protein SC2-like. Gene Ontology annotation, molecular function: N-acetylmuramoyl-L-alanine amidase activity; zinc ion binding. The record is from RefSeq and is a predicted model, not a curated record. Gene Ontology annotation, biological process: peptidoglycan catabolic process. NCBI's taxonomy places the organism in Eukaryota, Metazoa, Arthropoda, Arachnida, Ixodida, Ixodidae.